Messenger RNA from Larimichthys crocea (large yellow croaker), 2011 nucleotides. It is a transcript of the gene ndel1a, whose product is annotated as nudE neurodevelopment protein 1-like 1a. Gene Ontology annotation, molecular function: microtubule binding. NCBI's taxonomy places the organism in Eukaryota, Metazoa, Chordata, Actinopteri, Sciaenidae. Gene Ontology annotation, cellular component: centrosome; kinetochore; kinesin complex. Gene Ontology annotation, biological process: centrosome localization; chromosome segregation; vesicle transport along microtubule. The record is from RefSeq and is a predicted model, not a curated record.
GGAAAUCCACCCUAAAAAUCCCCUGGAGGAGGCAGCAGAUCAGCAGACAGCAGAGGAGACGCUCGGCCUCAGCAGCUCACAGCAUCGAGCAUUAAUGGACUGAUUACCAUCACAGUUUGGGGCGAUGUUCAGAUUUGUUUGCCAUGGAAAUGGAUAUGAUACCAAAAUUCUCCUCGAAAGACGAGGAAAUUGACUUCUGGAAGACUCUUUCCCUCAAGUACAAGAACAGCUGCCAGGAGGCUCAGGAGGAGCUGGUGGAGUUUCAGGAGGGCAGCAGGGAGCUGGAGGCUGAGCUGGAAACACAGCUGGGCCAGGCCGAGCAUCGUAUGAAGGACCUGCAGACCGAGAACCACAGACUCAAGAAUGAAGUGGAAAGUCUCAAGGACAAGCUGGAGCAUCAGUACUCUCAGAGCUACAAGCAGAUCUCCAUGCUGGAGGACGACCUCGGCCAAACACGCAGCAUCAAGGACCAGCUCCAUAAAUACGUCCGAGAGCUCGAGCAGUCCAAUGACGACUUGGAGAGAGCCAAAAGAGCUACCAUCGUGUCUCUGGAGAACUUCGAGCAGCGUCUGAACCAGGCCAUCGAGAGGAACGCCUUCCUGGAGAGUGAGCUGGACGAGAAGGAGUCUCUUCUGGUCUCCGUGCAAAGAUUAAAGGAUGAAGCCAGAGACUUGCGGCAGGAGCUGGCCGUUCGAGAGAGGCAGUCAGACGUGACCAGGAUGUCCGCUCCAAGUUCGCCCACACAGGACAACGUGAAGAUGGACACUGCUGUUCAGGCCUCUCUCUCGCUCCCUGCUACCCCGCUGAGCAAAGGUCUGGACAACGCCUUUGCCAACCCAACAGGGUUGUCAAAUGGAUACGGCAGCAACUCACCGCUGACACCCUCUGCGAGAAUAUCAGCCCUCAACAUCGUCAGUGAUUUACUCCGGAAAGUAGGGGCUCUGGAGUCGAAGCUUGCCGCCUGCAGGAACUUUGCCAAGGACCAGAGAGCGAGGAAGGCGUACGCUCUCGACAACGGCAACGUCCUCAACGCAAACACAGCCAACUACUCCCAAUCACUGCAUACGUCGUAUUUUGACAAAGCAAGGACCGUGAACGGACUGAAACCUGGAGCCCUGACAGCCAUCACCGCCCCUCCUGCUGCCUCCUCCCCAGGCUUAGUGCCCCUCCUGUGUGACGGUAACCACCUCCACCCUCCCCUUAAGCCUCCAACACACUGGGCCCAGACAAAGCGGGAACACAAAUGACUAAUACUGUAAAACUGUUGGUGUACUGUUACCCCGGACCCUUCUCCUCCGUCUGUCUGUCUGUAUAUUCCAUGUGUUACUGUAUCUGCUGUUUGCUCACUGGGUCGUACAAAGAUCUACGAUUCCUCGAGGAUCUCCCCUGAUUUGUGAAACGUGUGUACCAUAUCCUCUAAAAAAAAUAUUAUGCAAUUAAGAUGUGUUCUUAGCUGGAGAUGGCACAGUUAAAUAACUACUACUUUCACUAGCAAUAACUUCAAUUAAGGCCAAGUGCACUCUCACAUCCAUGACUGGAAGAUUAACAGGUUUAAUGUGUUUGCACAUGUGCAGAUAUCCUGGAUAAUUGUGUGCCAUCAAUUAUUGAUGUUUCAAAAUGUCCAACAGCCUCACAGGCUGAUGUUUUAAACAUUUCCUCCACCGUCUGUAUUGAAGGGGAGCCUUUGUGUCAUUGUAGUGAGUCAAACACACCAUCUGUCCUCUGAACUAUGUGACAUGACGUGUACAGUAUUGGUCAUAUUGAUCGUUAUUUAUAGACAGCCAUUUUACGUGACGCUGUCGUCGUGUUCAGAACAUUUAACCAGCGUUCUUGUAUUCUGUAGUUUUUCUUUACACAUUUUUAGUGUACACGAUAAACGAGUUAAGCACUUUGAUUUGUGGGAACUUUUUUUUUUCAUUCAAUGUUGCCUGUUUGAUAUAGUUUGUGGGUUUAAUUUAUUUCAGGUUUCUUUCACAGCAUGUUUUAAUAAUAAAGCUGUAAUUAUACUCCA